CACCCAGCUAGCUGUAACCGGCUAGCGAGUCUGUUGUCGAGUUGACACCCUCCCCAAACCUCGGCAGCAGCUAAGCUGCACAGUCGACAUGGCAAGAAAAUAUCGCAACAAUUUCCUAAAGAAAGAUGAAAAUCUUCCAAGUCUUUUGGAAUGAUAUUCAUCACGAGAUGUAAUCCAAAAUCCACAAUGUGUGAGGACAUCUAAGAACAAUUGAGUUCGGAAGACAAAUUCUUGAUUCCAGUGGAAUCUUCCAUAUAUAUAUUAUUAUUAGAUUUUUUUCUCUGUGUUAAAGCUUACAUACAUUUACACACUCGUCCGAUCAACAUAUAACCAUGCCAGUGCAAGCACCACAAUGGACAGAGUUCCUGCUGUGCCCGAUCUGCACACAGACAUUUGAAGAGACUGUUCGCCGGCCCAUCAGCUUGGGCUGUGGACACACUGUCUGCAAGAUGUGCUUGAACAAGUUGCACCGCAAGGCCUGUCCUUUUGACCAGACAGCCAUCAGCACAGACAUCGAGCAGCUACCUGUCAACACUGCCCUGUUGCAGCUGGUGGGAGGCCAGGUUCCUAAGGCUCAACCAGUUGCCUUGAUUACCAGUCCAGAGGACUCGCAGCAUUAUGAGGAGGCCAGGCAGUGUGUGGAGGAGCUGGCCCUCUACCUCAAACCUCUCAGCAACACCCGAGGUGUGGGCCUGAGCAGCACGGCCCAGAGCAUGCUGAGUCGACCCAUGCAGAGGAAACUGGUGACUCUGGUCCACUGCCAGCUAGUGGAAGAGGAGGGCCGGGUCAGAGCCAUGAGGGCCGCCCGCUCUCUGGGCGAGCGAACAGUCACUGAACUCAUCUUACAGCACCAGAAUCCACAGCAGCUCUCCUCCAACCUCUGGGCCGCUGUGCGUGCACGAGGAUGUCAGUUUCUAGGCCCAGCCAUGCAGGAGGAAGCUCUGAAGUUGGUUCUUCUUGCUCUGGAGGACGGCUCCGCACUUUCCAGGAAGGUGUUAGUUCUCUUUGUGGUUCAGAGGCUUGAGCCACGCUUCCCGCAGGCCUCUAAGACCAGUAUUGGGCAUGUGGUGCAGCUACUCUACAGGGCCUCCUGCUUCAAGGUGACCAAACGGGAUGAAGAUUCGUCCCUGAUGCAGCUGAAAGAGGAAUUCCGUACUUACGAGGCUCUGCGGCGCGAGCAUGACUCUCAGAUAGUUCAGAUAGCCAUGGAGGGUGGACUGCGCAUCGCACCCGACCAGUGGUCCUCUCUGUUAUAUGGAGAUCAAUCUCACAAGUCCCACAUGCAGUCUAUCAUAGAUAAGCUGCAGACUCCGGCGUCUUUUGCUCAGAGUGUCCAGGAGCUGACAAUUGCAUUGCAGAGGACCGGAGACCCAGCCAACCUAAACCGUCUGCGGCCGCACCUAGAGCUUCUGGCCAACAUUGAUCCCAGUCCUGAUGCUCCCCCUCCCACAUGGGAGCAGCUGGAGAAGGGGCUGGUAGCAGUGAAAACAGUGGUGCAUGGGCUGGUGGACUUCAUCCAAAACCACAGCAAGAAAGGAGCCGACCCUCAACAGCCUCCUCAGCACAGCAAGUACAAGACGUACAUGUGUCGUGACAUGAAGCAGAAGGGAGGCUGUCCUCGUGGAGCCAGCUGCACAUUUGCGCAUUCUCAGGAAGAACUGGAGAAGUAUCGUAAAAUGAAUAAGCGCCUGGCAGCCCGCCUCCCUGGCUCAGGGGGUCUCAUGUCGGAUGAGGGUCUUCCUCUUGACGUCGGAGUGACCCGGAAGCCCUCGCCGCUCACCAACGGUAGCGGUGGAUCCUCCUUGCCCCAGCUUAUUGCCCGUGGCACCGACACGGUCCCGUAUGAACUGUUGCGUAAACCCAUGAAGAUGGAUGGAGGGAGUCCCAGCGCGCCAGGAUCCCCACCGGAUGGGAUGGACUCUGUGCUGCCCAAGCCUGGUAUGCCACCUCAUGCCAUGGCCCAUUCAAGGAUGCCAGUGGACCACCUUUCUGGGGUGAAGCACAUGCCCGUGGUAGCAAGAGGUUCGCCCGUCUACCCCCAGGCACCGCACCCUGAGAUGUGCUAUGACUCUCGCCCGCCCCCCUCUGCUUCUCAGUAUGACCCCCCUCAAUACCCCACAGGCUACCCUUACCAACAGCCACCGCAGUACGUCCCUCGGGACUACAUGCGUAACCCGCCACCACCCAGCGAGUCGGGACCCCCUUACCAGGACCCAUAUCCUGGCUAUGGCCCUCCAGAGCGCUCGUACCAGGGCCCUCACUCCGGUCCACCUUUCUCUUACCCUCACCCGUCGCACCAUGACAGAGGUCGCCACGGGAACUACAAUGGCCCGCCACCUCCCCCACAGCCGUACCCGUCACAGAGGGACGGACUGGUCCGGAUGAGUCCCGCUCCUCUUGACAUGCCCCCGCAGUCAGUUGGACAAGCUAACUCCCUUUACCACCAGGAGCCCAGUUCACGUGAUAGAUACCCUCCAGAUGGCUACUAUACACAGGGGGCCCAGCCUCCACCCAUGAGGGGUUAUGUCCGGGGGCCUUCAUACAGUGGUUCACAGCCCAGCCUCGACUACCUGCACAGACGCCGGCAGGAGCUGUUAUCACAGCUGGAGGAAAGGAAGGUCAUAUCCCCUCCACCAUUCGCUGCCUCGCCCACUCUUCCUCAUCCCUUUCCCAGCGACUAUCCUCCAGAGUACGGCGAGGAGAACUCCAAAACCAUGGGGAAGUGCAGAGAGCCCGACUACGCAGGGCAGUACUCUCCCUGGUCUUGUGAAACCAUUGGCUCCUACAUUGGUACAAAGGAUGCCAAACCCAAAGAUGUUAUGGGACCUGGCAGCAUGGACAUGAUGAAUGCAGAGGCUAAGAGUAUGAGGGAACAAUCACUGGAAGCUCCUCGGAGGGGCGCAGAAGUGAAGGACGAUGACCCCAUCAUCCCAUUUGGCCCCCAGCCCACUGUGUCACGCUUCGGUGCCAUCUCCCGGACCUCCAAGACGGGCUACCAGACCACAGGUCCUGGGCAGGCAAUGGCCUCCCCGCCACAGAACCCAAGCUCUAAACAUAUGGCAAUGUCAUCUGAAUACGCAUAUGGAAGCCAUGGAGGAUGGGGUGGAGCCUCAUACCCCUCACACCAGACUGCCUCCUCCUCUCAGGGACACUUCAGUGAGCGUAUGCCUAUGGCAGCUCCAGACAGAGAGCAGUUAAAGAUUGAGCUGCAGCAAGUCAACCAGCAGAUCAACCAACAGACCCAGAUGCGAAGCAUGGAGGCUUCCAGUAACUCUUUGCUGCUGCAGAGGGAGGGCAGCGCGUUGGCAGGCCAGGCUGUGCAGGCCGGCCAGGGCCAGGCAGCAGCUCAACAGCAGCCCAAGUGGCCAGCAGUGGGAGCCAACACCACCCCUGUCUCCAGCGAACAGCUGAGCCUGGAGCUCCACCAGGUGGAGAGAGAGAUCGGCAAGAGGACCCGCGAGAUGGCUUUGGAAAACCAAGUCACCCACGAUGUUCAGCAGUAUAAGAUUAAACCUGCAGAGAAUGGACAACCAGAGCAUAAAACUCAGCUAGAAGAAAUCUCCAUGGCUCUUGGCGAGGUGUCGAACGGAUCCAACAGUCUCCAAGAAAGUGCAGUGGGCGGGUCCAUGCUGUCACUGACCAAUAAGACGUCUGCUUUGGGCUUGUGCUCUGAUCCAGGCGCCGCUGGUUCAGAAAUGCAGAAGAAUGGCGUCCAUUCCUGCUCAUAGGCGCAGUGCACACACACACAACCACACAUGCACACACUCAAGAUGCUCAAUUGAAAAGCAUGCACAGGCACCCAUUCUAUUUAGAAGAUGAGCAGUAUCUGCCGUGAUAUGAAUUUUCUUUCUUUUUUGUUCUGUGAAUGAGCUUUUUUUAAUGACUUUCCUUGCCUGGAAACCAGAGCAUAUGAUAACAUUUCUUGUGUGUGCAUUUUUUUUCCUCUUUCUUUUUUUUUUUACCGAAGUUAAAUAUAAACAAAGCUCAUCAUAGAUAUGUCAGGAAGAGAAAAUGGUGGUGAUGUUGACGGUGGUAUUGUAAUUUUAUUCAAAAAAAGGUUAGGCCUAUCCCAUUCCUAAUAAACAUAGUCAUGUAUUUAAUUGAUCCUCCCCAGAUAAGAUUUGUGUUCAGCUGAAGCUGCAAACAAAGCAGAGGAGCAGAUUCUACACACUCGGAAAAGAGUUAUCUGGCCAUUUAUGAAGGUAUUGUAGGAAUCUGCGUGAGCGCGUCACUUGGUACUCCACCCCAGAAUCGUAAAAAAAAAAAAAAAGUGUUUGCUCGGAUGGAGAUGGUCUGAGGAGGGAAAAGCAGAACAAUGUUCCACCAGUAUUCAGCUGAAAUGACGAUGCGCUGUGUUACAGAAAUCACUUUUGCGGCACACGCGCGUCUUCACCUGCCACCAGAAGUAUGAUUUUAUGAAUGCGGUUUAUUAACACAUCCUGUAUGUUUCGUACUUGAAGUAUAUUCUAUAUUUAAUUGAGGCAUUCUGUUUUAAAGAGUGCAGCAAGUCUUUUUGAUAAUAAGCUUUCCACUUGUUUUCUAUAAGGGAACCUACUAUGUGCUUCUCGGCUGCGGUGUGACCCUGAUGUGGUUUGGCAGUGCAUUCAGUCCUAGCUAAUUACGCUGCGGGAUCCUUCCCAGCGUGCCCAGAAAUUGUUCUUUUGGGGGACGAAUGGAGAGUCCACCUCUCUGCAUCAGGAGUCUGUCGGAUCAGUGUCGUUAUGAAUUAGGCUAAUUGAGCAGUUCCCUCCUCAGAGCAUCUCGUCGAGCCACGCCAAAGGCCUCCCCAUUGGGAUUAUCUUGUCAUUUGUUCUCCUAACUUCUAUGAAGUUGCCUUCCCUUGUGUUCUUCGGUUUAUUUUUUAUUUUUUCAUGCUUUGCUUUUGUUACGAUUCGGGGGGGGUGUGGCUUACCCAGUGAAGGCUUUUUACGGAGGGUCAUUUAAUGAGUGUCCUCCUGUCCGUUGGGAAAUGGUCGAAUUCCAAGCAAAAGCUAAACUCGCCGUUUGCGUUCCUUGUAGCGUUUUAGGCUACGCAGUACAUCCAAAAAUCCUGUUUACAGUCAAAGAUGUUGAUAACCAAACCCGCCACCUGAAUCGCAUUGAGUACUUUUAAGCAUUUUUAUUGGCGAGUUAUUACAAUAGCAUAUUUACUUCGGUCAUCAUCACCACCAUAACCACUAUUCUAGCUCUUUAUCCACCAAGCAGAUUGUUUACUGCCGAUGCUCGCGUGUCGAGCUCUUUGCCUUCUGUAAACAAUGAGCGUGACAGCUGUGCUGGUUGCCGGGUAGAGAAGACCCUCUGGGUCAAGUUGUUUUGGGGUUAACUUUGACGCUUUUGGUCUUCGGGAAAGCGUUGUGACAAAUCCCUCACAAGUGAGUCAAAACAAAGCCGACACUAAUGUUUUGUGUCCCUCACGCGGGUGGUUUGAUAGGCAUCUCUUCCAAUAUGUCAGCGCCAUGAUGCUAGGUGUUUGGUUUUGUUAUUUUUAUUUUCCUCCCCCACUUCAAUCUGGCUGCUCCUUGCUACAUUUAUUGUUUAGGUACACAGCUCACUUAUACAUAUGAGUAUGUAUACAUACAUUAAUAUACUAAAGCACUAUUAAUGUGCCACCUCUUAUUUUACUCGCUCAGCAUUUAUAUUAAAUGAUCUCUAUUUAGAAUCAGCAAAAUGUUUGUUUCUUUUGGUUGUUUGAUUUGUUUUCUGUCCAUUGGUUGCCAACACAGACUUUAUCCUUUCCCAGACGAAGGACUUCUGUGCGCAUUGAUGUGUGUUCACUUAAUCUUUUGUGUUCAAACAAAGAUGUUCUCUAUAGACUAUGCUUCCGAAGAAGACGACAAAAUUCUGUAACUUUGGAAAAUUUAUGGAGAAGUUUUGUGUGUGCUAGAUUGUAUUGUAGAAAACGUACCCUAUGUUUUUUUUCCUCCCACAAGGUGUGCUGUACUGGGUGAUAGUUUUGAGGUAUUAGAAAAGUGUUGGGGUUUCCCCCCCCCCCCCCCCCCACGUAUGUCCCUUAGAGGAUAUUCAGGAAGUCUCUGAUGAGAGGUUGGCCUUAAAUCCUCUUUGCAAUGUCCCUUUACCUUGUCUGCUUUCAGAGCACAAGGUGAUUUCUAAAAUAGUAAAACACACUGAAUUGGACUGAUUUAGAGUCCUACAGAUGGACUCUAGUAGAUGCCCCCUCACUUUUUGAAAAUGUAAUGCAGAACAGCAAUGUGCAAAUAUUGCAAAUCUCAAGAUUUGACAGACUGACAGCAAAAUGUAAUUAUUUUUUUUAAUGGAAUUGUUGUUGACCUAGUUCGGUUUGUAGUCCUUUUCUCUCGUUUUUUUUCUGUUCCUGCAAUAGUUGAGUGAAUUUACUGACCCUGCAAGUCUUACAGUCUUUAAUGCAUCAUCUGACCUGAUGUAUAGUCAGCAGCUAAGAGUUUCUGAGUGACAUUCACACAAUAGUUUUGUUCUCCUUACACGUAUAUUUACAAGAAAUUGUCCCACCAGCUUUAAUUCUGCUGUUGCAAUGCCACAAAUUGACAACAAGUGGUGUUGAUUGAAUAUGACGUUCCUCCCCCUCUCCAAGUACAAGUCAACCAAAAGGAACAUGAUGCAGGUGUGAGUGAGCCUAAACCACCUUUAGCUUGGGAGGGUCCACGCACCAUGACUAGUGGGGUGGUUUACUGUAGAGUAAACAGCAAAGAUGUUCAUUUCAAUCUCCUGUGUGUUUUUGUAUCUGAGUGGAACUGCUGUCCCCCCCCCCCCCCCCCCCCUCCCUACAUUUACAGAACAAGUUAAGCCCUCCACUCCCUCCCUCCCCUUGACCACUGAACUCUGUUACUGCUGUUUGAGGCUCACAUUUUAUUCCCUAACUUUCUGGGGAAAUUCGCAAAUGGCUAUUUUAUAUGAUUACUCCCUUGUAAAAUAUCUCUUAAAUUAAGGUACAGGUUUGAUUUCAGCAAGAAAAACGUUUUUAUAUGUAUAUUAUACUCCAUUAAGGAAUGUCUAGAAAUAUCUUCCUCCAAUGUGGAUGUAGCCAUUAUUACGCCAUUUUAUGACUUUGUAAGAGAAUUCACUGUGUGAAAAUUGGUUUGCAUUUUUGUAUAAUACAAUCUGCUUUUUUUUUCGUUUGAUACGAGAGGGAGGUCAAACUGGAAGUUUGAAGAGAGAAAAAAAAUGAACCUGUGAAAUUGAGAAAACAAAGUAACUUAUGUACAACAGUGAUUCUACGCUGAGGGGAAAUGAUUAAAUGAUAUUGCUAACUGA
Pungitius pungitius (ninespine stickleback) is the source of this 7248-nucleotide messenger RNA. It is a transcript of the gene rc3h1b, whose product is annotated as ring finger and CCCH-type domains 1b. Gene Ontology annotation, molecular function: mRNA binding; ubiquitin protein ligase activity; double-stranded RNA binding. The record is from RefSeq and is a predicted model, not a curated record. The coding region runs from base 333 to 3728 and encodes 1131 amino acids. The transcript is spliced from 20 exons. Gene Ontology annotation, cellular component: cytoplasmic stress granule. Gene Ontology annotation, biological process: protein polyubiquitination; ubiquitin-dependent protein catabolic process; nuclear-transcribed mRNA catabolic process, deadenylation-dependent decay. Lineage: Eukaryota; Metazoa; Chordata; Actinopteri; Perciformes; Gasterosteidae.